Molecule: messenger RNA, 900 nt
Organism: Erythranthe guttata (spotted monkey flower)
Lineage: Eukaryota; Viridiplantae; Streptophyta; Magnoliopsida; Lamiales; Phrymaceae
Source: RefSeq, a predicted model, not a curated record
AUGUCAUCCCACGGCCACCGCCCAAGCCUCUGUGGAAUACUGUCAGAAACGUGGCGCAUAACCACCGCUCAGCCCCGCCAUUACGCCGCCCUCUCGAUUUUCUUCGUCCUCCCAGUCACACUUUCCCCACUCAUCUACCCUUUUCUUCUGCGCACCGUCUCAGUUUCAAUAACUCAAACCAUCGUCCAAAUCACAGUUUAUUAUCUUCUGGUACUCUUCCUCGGCCUCUUUGCCGGCGUUUCAAUCACCUACGCCACCUUCCGCGGAUUCUACGGCAAUCCCGCCAGACUCAUCUCGUCGCUCAGAUCCAUUCUGGUUUCGUUCCUCCCUCUUCUCGGCACCAAGUUAGUCUGCCUCGUGUUUCUGGUAUGGGCUGUCGGUGGUCUUCUGAUCGCGGCUUAUAACAUUCUUCUGAUUAUUCUUCUUCUAUCCGGGUUCGAGAAAGACUACUGCGAUCAAUAUCUGCCCGUCUCGGUAUUCACGAUCUCCGUUGUCCUUGUGGCGACGACUUAUGUCAUAUGGGGUUGGUGUUUGACGGCCGCGGUGGUGGUUGCGGAAUCGCAGUGGGGUCUUGCGGCACUGGGGAGGUGUUGGGAUUUGACCAAGGGGGUGAGGUGCGUCUCGUUUUCGAUGGUGAUCUUCUUCGGAGUUUUGUCCGUGGUUUUGUCGGCGUGGUGUUCGGUUUUGGCGAUCGACGCAAGCAGAAAUGGCUUGAGUUGCUUGGUUGUGGUGCAGCUGAUUGUUUGUGUUGGUCUUUGGACAGUGUUGUCUGUUUAUAGUACGGCCGCGAGCACCGUGUUGUUCGUCCACUGCAAGGCCUUCCACGGCGAAGAUACGGCGGCAUUUCCGAUUGUUGAUGAGGAGUUGGGUCCGGGAUAUGUCCCGUUGACUCUUGAUUGA